Messenger RNA from Meloidogyne enterolobii, 643 nucleotides. Lineage: Eukaryota; Metazoa; Nematoda; Chromadorea; Rhabditida; Meloidogynidae. The record is from the annotation of a GenBank genome assembly.
AUGGGAAAAAAGAAAUUGGAGGAACGCCUUCUAUUGAUAAAACAUAUCAACACAUAUGUUAAAACCCAUCAGAAGGCGUAUGCGGACUGGAAAUCUUUCACUGCCGUUCUGAGGAAUAUAAUAAAUUCUACCGAAGAGGUAUAUAGUUUGUAUUUUUCGAAAACUAAUUUUCUGCAGGCAUAUGCUGCACUGGACUUACCAAAAGAUUUUCUUUUGCCGGUUAAGAACAUUGAACAUCAGCAACAACGAAUUGUCCAUGCGGAAGCAAUAAAAAAAGCCAACAACUUAAUUAAUAAAAAACCAUGGCCUCCAAUAGAGAUAUUCAACACAGCGGCAGUUAAGCUUCUUUACCCAAACUCCAGCGCAUCUGGAAUUGGAAAGACUUUUCGCAAAAAUUUUUUGCAUUCUAAAAGUCUCCAAAUUCAGACUCUUUCGGAAAGGGCAUGUGAAGGCUUAUGCUCAGACGAAGACUUUGAUAAAACUAAAUCGGCUGCAAAUAAGGAAGGUUUGGACGAUGAUUCGGAUGAAGAAAAUGAAGUAGAGGCAGUUGCAGAAGUAUAAUUUUGUGUUAAGAUACAAACACUCUGGUCUAUUCUACGGUGGCAUACAUUACAGUCCUGUAAUUGGGGGUGUAUUUGUGGGG